AAGAAGAGCAGCAGCAGCAGCUCUUCCGAGGCGCCUUUCGUAGCGUGUCUCUGUUGGCAGGAGCACGAGACACUCGGCUGCAGUGAAAAAUAUAACAACAUCAACAACAACAAGACGUUUCUCUGCCGUCACACUGCUAUAUAACGGCCUCCAGCGUUCACUGACAGCGACAUGGCGACGUUCAGCUUAAUGCCAGUUUGUGUUAGCUGGCUGGCUAAGUCCUUCAAAGUCUUGUCCUGCACAAGUACUCUGGCAAGGUGUACCAGUGUCCUCCCAGCUACAUACAUCAACCCAGUGAGAUGUCUGACCUCCCAGGCUGGUGACCCUCCAAAAAAACCUCUGAAUGUAUUCAUAAGAUAUGUACAGCAACAGCGGCCAAUCCUGACCAGACAAAACCCAGAAAUGAAAUCAACUGAUAUCCUCAGUAAGAUCGCCCAGCAAUGGAGAGUAAUGAGCCCAGAACAGAAAGAGCCGUUUAUGGAAGCCUAUGUGCGGGACAUGUCGCUGUUUAAGGUAGAGCUAGAGCGCUACUGGGCCGAGAGUACCCCAGAGAUGCGCCAGAAACUAACCCUGGAGAAAAUGGAGAAAAGUGCCAAGAUUGCUGCCCGACGCAAAAAGUUGGAGAAAGGCCGCCUGGGGCAUCCCAAACGUACUCGCUCUGCAGUCAACAUUUACAUGUCAGAACACUUCGAGGACGGCAGAGGAACCACCACAACGGAAAAGAUGGGGUCACUGAUGGAGAACUGGAAGAACAUGCCCAGUCAUGAAAAAGAGGUCUAUUUACAGCUGUCCCAGGACGACCACAUUCGCUACGAGAACGAGAUGAAGUUGUGGGAGGACCACAUGCUGGAGAUUGGACGAUCAGAUCUGAUCCGGAAAACAGUGAGGAAGGCCGCUGCCAUCACAAAGUCAGAGACGUCCAGGAAGACGACAGAAAGGAGCAAAAAUGUGAAAAUAUAAUCUACUGAGGGAAAAGUGUUCAUGACAACUUUAGACAGACAUCCUGAUUCCGGGCCACUAACUUUAACAAGUUCCCAGUUGUCAUAAAUGCUUCUUAGGUCCAACAGCGCAAAGCUUUUCUGUCAUUCAGACAGAUGAUUUUACAGUGAAAAUGACACCAUAUAAACUUGAUGAGGUAGAGUGUGGUUGUUCCAGGAUAAGAAAGUGAGUUACUUGAUGAGAUAUGAGGUGUUCAAGUGAUUAUAGGAGGUACAGAUACUGUCUGCAUUGUUUCAGAAGCCCUGAGUGUAACAACAGUGUACUUGAGGGCAGGUUACUAAUGCCGUCUCCAAAACAACCACUUUUCUAUUUUUGGUGUUUUUUUUAUUUUUGGUGUUUCAUCAUGUAAAGAAUACGUUCUGUUGUAAUUCUCUAUUUGUCUUGUCAACAAAUCCAUGAGAAGACCCCAAACAACAAUGUGUUAGCCCAUCUCUCUGACUUCCUUACUGUCUGUGGCUCUCAGCCCCAGGCCCAUUUGUUCCUACUAAAGAUGUAAAUCUUUAAAAUCAGCUCUCAAUUUGAAAUCAGAGUUGGCGAAAGUACUUGAAAGUGCUUGGAAUUACUGAACAAUAAAGAGGUCCUUAAAGUGCUUGAAUUUAA
Dicentrarchus labrax (European seabass) is the source of this 1599-nucleotide messenger RNA. RefSeq names its product transcription factor A, mitochondrial (gene tfam). The record is from RefSeq and is a predicted model, not a curated record. NCBI's taxonomy places the organism in Eukaryota, Metazoa, Chordata, Actinopteri, Moronidae. The transcript is spliced from 7 exons. Bases 172 to 960 code for a protein of 262 amino acids. Gene Ontology annotation, molecular function: transcription cis-regulatory region binding.